This is a messenger RNA of Paramecium tetraurelia, 591 nucleotides long. RefSeq lists its product as uncharacterized. The record is from RefSeq and is a predicted model, not a curated record. Gene Ontology annotation, molecular function: protein binding. The transcript is spliced from 5 exons. Lineage: Eukaryota; Ciliophora; Oligohymenophorea; Peniculida; Parameciidae.
AUGGCUGAUUAAAGAUAAUAACUUGAGCAACUCAAGUAUGCUCUCUGGUUAGCAAUUAUGUAAAAUAAAAAUGAAUAAAUAGUGCAAUUUUUUAAUUCGCCAAAAAUUGAAAUAAAUGUCAACGUAGCAUUAACAAACCAAGGCAUAACAGCAUUGCAUUAGGCAGCAAGCAAUGGAAAUUUGAAUUUAGUUCAAUUUUUAGUGGCAAUCUAAAAGGCUGAUAUUGAUCAAUAAGACAUAUUUGGAAGAACUCCACUUCACUUUGCCUGUGCAAUUGGAAAUCUUGCAAUAGUUGAUUAUUUAAUACAAUCUAAGGCAUCACCUAAUAUACAAACAAUAGGAGGAGAAUCACCAAUUAUGAAAGCAGCCUAGUUUCAUCAAUCGCAAUUAUUGUUCUAUUUAAUUGAAACUCAUUCAGAUAAAAUUAAUUGGAAUCUAGUAAACAAAUUGGGAUAAAAUGUUUUACAUAUAUUUCGGAUUUCUUGUGUAAAUUCUUUGGAGAAAUAAAAUCAAAUUUAUACACAAAUAAACGACGUCAUGGUUGAACUGUUGGCAUUGAUAUCAGCAGAAGGGCAAUAAACAAUCUAAUGA